CUGGCUUUAGCCCACUCGACGCAACAGGAAAUAUCCGAAAAAGAAGCACCGUUCAGGGGGGGGGUGAGAUCGAAGUCAGAAACCGGGGACGGCACCAAUCAGUGCGUCAUCUGGGGAACGUUUCGCGGGAUCCGACAGCCUGGGACCGGGUUUGUGGCAGUCCCGGCGAUAAGCUUAGUUUGGAGGAUCAAAGGCGGCUCCCCCGGAUUCUGUGUGUCAAGAAACAGAUUGUCGAGGGUGACCUGCGGGAGGGCCAGAGAUAAGCAGAAGAUCGAUGACAGGUUGGGAAUGUGUCAGGGAAAGAGAAAAAUGGAGGGUUUUAUGUAAUAUGAAUGUCGACUGUGGUGGGAGGGUCCCGCAGCCCGUCGCUAACUUUUGUGGCCUGCCACAGGUUCAAAUAGCACCUAGCCCCGACUCCGUUUCUGGACUGAGAAAACCCGGGUCACCUGCGUUUCUUGUUGUUGGGCCAAGCUCCACUCACCACCCUCCAAAGAGAAUUGGCGUUUUGCGCAGAGUACCCGCACCGCUGUUCCACCUCCAAGGGCUGCUGGCUUCGAGUAUAUUAAAACUUAAAACUCCGGAACAACAAGUUCUGUCGAGUCGUCCUUUGCCGGCAGGAGCUUCCGGGUCAAUUCGAUCUCGUCCGCAAGCGCAUCCAGCCCUCUUGGUUCCACAGUCCACGACGGCUCCUUCCAGCCAGCUUUCUCCCACGUCUCUUCCCACGUCGUGCGAUCAAGUUAUCGACCAGCCGAUCUUCGCUGCAAGCCCUUCCAAGCCUGGUGACCCUCGAAAAUGCACUAUUUCGGUGUCGAAUGAGCUGCUUCAGUCGACAUGCAGGUUCCGAUAUCCAGCUGGCUGGGUUGUGGUGCGAGUGCCGUUGUUCCUUAGUGGCCGCCCCCUGUGUCUCUUAUUCGUCGGGGAAGAACGACAUGCCUGUUUCCUCGGGCUCAGGUCGAAGUGCUAGCGAGACUGCCCAUCCGGCGCCUUGAAGUGGCCCAAAAGAUGAUGGUAGCCGGAUGCUGUACUCUCUCGCCGGUUCCUGCAGAAACAGACGUCAAGCGAGAGGCUAGCCAGCGCUUGAAUCGCUGGUCAGAAAGGACGGCUGUUCCAGAAUAGGAUCAGCCAGGGACUAGUCUCUGUGCGUACCCUUGGACCACGGGAAGCCGAUCAAUGGCGGAACUGUCGUCAGAGUCUCAACAAAUACAUCAUCAUGAGGGCGUAGAACCGAAUGUUGAGGGAGGGGCCCGUUCCCAACCGGGUGGCACACCCAGUUAUACCCAACUGACUAAUAAAUGAGAA
Messenger RNA from Canariomyces notabilis, 1299 nucleotides. RefSeq lists its product as uncharacterized. The record is from RefSeq and is a predicted model, not a curated record. Lineage: Eukaryota; Fungi; Ascomycota; Sordariomycetes; Sordariales; Chaetomiaceae. The transcript has a single exon. The coding region runs from base 275 to 964 and encodes 229 amino acids.